This is a messenger RNA of Odontomachus brunneus, 2070 nucleotides long. RefSeq lists its product as uncharacterized. The transcript is spliced from 10 exons. Bases 275 to 661 code for a protein of 128 amino acids. The record is from RefSeq and is a predicted model, not a curated record. NCBI's taxonomy places the organism in Eukaryota, Metazoa, Arthropoda, Insecta, Hymenoptera, Formicidae.
GGGAGAGAGUAGUCGCGCUCCGCAUUCCAUUCACGCGUCGCGUCGUCACGUAUUCAGCGCUCGCGCCGAGUGAUCUAAAGCGCGGAUCGAUAAAAUCGCUGAUUUAGCAGUAUGCGGCUUGCGGCCACGUGGCAGAUGCAGUUCCGGGGAUGCCGUUCCGCCGGAUGCAGAUGCAGCACUAGAGGAUCCGGUUUGGCCCGAACGGAGUCUUCUCGAAGACUUGGCUGGGCUUUGGCAGGACGAAGGCAAGUAAGCGCAGCUCCAGUGGACGCGGAUGCCGUACCGGAGGAUCCGGUUCGGGCAGAGCGAGCUCGGCUCGAAGAUCUCGCAGCCGAACGUGGCUGAGCUCUGCUCUUCGGUGAUCGAUCUGUGUGCAGGAACUUUUUAUCGCGAAAGCUACAAUGCAGCUCGAUGCAGCCGGAGGCUGGAGGAUUUCAUUGAAGCUGAACAGAAUCUCCUCGAAGAUUUGCGAGAUGAAACCGACCCAGAGGACGGUGGACAUGGUUACUGCACCGGAGGAUCCGGUUCGGACCGAGCAGAGUCGGUUCGAAGAUUGUAUCGCAGAACGUGGCCGACUCUGUUCUACUGUGAUUUUGCGAGUGAAGUGCAACGAACGUGGGACGACGUGAGACGACGUGAAGCGGAAGCUGCGGGCUCAUGACCAGGAUGGACCUGGAUAGGUCCGGAUGGACCUAGUUGGACGUUGUUGGAUCUCAGCGCGCAAUGAUGAUUCCGAGUCGCCGAGCGACACGUACACAACGGACUGAGUAUGUCGCCGUUGUUGCUCUCCGUAAUCAAAACCUAGUAAUCAAAUUUGUCCUUGUGCCUCGGGGACUCUCCGGAUCCUUUCAUUCAGUCCCGGGUCGUCGAGUGAUACGCAUACUGACGAACUGCACGUGUCGGCGCGUUAUAUUUUGUGCUCCUCCCGAGUAAUUAAACUAUUUCGCCGAUAUAUUAUGGAACACAAUUAGUCUCUCGUCGGUGUCGCGGUAUUUAACACGUGUCUCUUGGACUGAAUUGUGUCCACGCGAGUGUCAGUGUCAGUGCCACGACGGAGCAGACGGGAGCCAGAGUGCUGAAUGCUGGAAGCCGGGAUAGAGGGAGACCAGGAGCGAAGCCAGGACACAGAGGACACACUGGGACGUGGACAACGGUGCAUCAUAUAUCUCAGUGUCUUACGAACCCGCCGAAUAAGCGCCAAGCGUCAAACCGUCAUCGUGCUGAGACGCGCUCCAAGCACCAAAUGGAAGGGACCAACAAUACCGAUGGUAACCGGCGUUACCUUGAUUUUCGUGCGAUCGGCCGACAAUGGGCCUCAUUGAAAAUUUGUUAUUCCGCCGGUGUAUGAAAAUUCAGCUGCAGCGCGAAGGGAGCGCGAAUGCCCGGCAGCGAAGGUACUUUCAACGUCUCGUAUUGUUUAAGUAGAAAGUUUCGUCCCGCCUGAAUACUCGCCAUGAUUAAAGAGAGCUGCCUCGCGUCGGUGCUCCUCGUGAUGAAACUCACCGUUUCCAGGACGGACAUUGUUCUGGAACUCGCGCUCUCGCGACGGACGCGAAUCGACUGUUAAAUCGUUGCGUUUGCGCCCGCACGCGGACUGGAGCGAACGAUGGCGGCGGCGGCGACGGCGGCGAUGGCGACAAUGCGCGCGGAAAAAUACUUACAAUUAGUCUGCGCGUUUGUGCGCGCGCGCAGCGGACAUGCGAGAUGGGCCCGUUUGCAGAAGCGCGGUAACCCAGUUUGGUGUUUUAAUAUUUCUACGUCUCGUCAGAUAGCGCGUCCGCCGUAUUGUCACAAUGGCGGCCAUCGCGCGCCGAACAAUGCGAUUGUGCCUUGACAAUAACACGCGUUAAAAGAUGAUGCACGCGCGUUUAAUGGACCGAUGAAGUUACAAGGACGCUCGAUGGAAUUACCGACGGGCGUGCCGCCGUUAUAACGUCCCGCGGAAUCGCGCGAGCCGCUUUUAGCGAAUCGGUGUGUAUUGCGCACACCGCCAUAAGUCGUACUUCGCCCGCGGCCGGAUGUGACGCGCGGAACGACGCGCGAUUCGCGGGCAGAGCUGCCACAUGUGGG